Messenger RNA from Chaetura pelagica (chimney swift), 1587 nucleotides. RefSeq names its product glucocorticoid modulatory element binding protein 1 (gene GMEB1). The transcript is spliced from 8 exons. Bases 1 to 1587 code for a protein of 528 amino acids. The record is from RefSeq and is a predicted model, not a curated record. Gene Ontology annotation, cellular component: nucleus. Lineage: Eukaryota; Metazoa; Chordata; Aves; Apodiformes; Apodidae. Gene Ontology annotation, biological process: positive regulation of transcription by RNA polymerase II. Gene Ontology annotation, molecular function: DNA-binding transcription activator activity, RNA polymerase II-specific; RNA polymerase II cis-regulatory region sequence-specific DNA binding.
AUGGAUGGACACUCUCACAACAGGAUUUACCAGGAGGGCUCUGAGGCCAGUGCUGCUGUGGUGGCCGUGGAAACCCACACCAUCCACAAGCUGGAAGAAGGGAUUGAUCCCAGCACCAUCGAAACGAAUGAGGACAUUGAGAUCGCCUACCCCAUCACCUGUGGGGAGAGCAAAGCCAUCCUGCUCUGGAAGAAGUUUGUCUGUCCAGGGAUUAAUGUCAAGUGUGUGAAGUUCAACGACCAACUGAUCAGCCCAAAGCAUUUUGUUCACCUGGCUGGGAAGUCCACCCUGAAGGACUGGAAGAGAGCCAUUCGCCUCGGUGGGAUCAUGCUCAGGAAGAUGAUGGACUCGGGCCAAAUUGACUUCUACCAGCAUGACAAGGUGUGCACCAACACCUGCCGAAGCACCAAGUUCGACCUGCUGAUCAGCAGCGCCAGGGCGCCGGUGCCGGGGCAGCAGAGCAUGGUGCAGACCCCAACCUCAGCUGAUGGGAGCAUCACCCAGAUUGCACUGUCAGAGGAGAGCAUGGAGGAGGGGAUUGAGUGGAACUCAGCCCUGACAGCUGCUGUCACCAUGGCCACUGAGGAGGGCGUGAAGAAGGACACAGAGGAGAUCUCGGAGGACACCCUGAUGUUCUGGAAAGGAAUAGCUGAUGUGGGGCUGAUGGAAGAGGUUGUGUGCAACAUCCAGAAGGAGAUAGAAGAAGUCCUAAGAGGUGUCCAGCAGAGGUUGGGCCAGUCUCCCUUCCAGAUGACAGAUGCUGCAGUCCUGAACAACGUUGCCCACACCUUUGGCCUGAUGGACACAGUCAAGAAGGUUCUGGACAACAGGAAAAACCAGACAGAGCAAGGAGAGGAGCAGUUCCUCUACACACUGGCAGACCUGGAGCGGCAGCUGGAAGAGCAGAAGAAACUGGCCAAGGACCAGAAGGCUAAAUCCCAAACCAUCCAGAACGUGGUGCUGAUGCCUGUCAGUGCCCCCAAGCCCCCCAAGAGGCCCCGGCUGCAGCGCCCGGCCUCGGCCACCGUCCUCAGCCCCUCCACCCCCCUCCAGCAGCCCCAGUUCACCGUCAUCUCCCCCAUCGCCAUCGCCCCCGUGGGACAGCAGUUCUCCGUGGGCAACAUCCCCGUGGCAACCAUCAGCCAAGGCUCCAGCCCCGUGACUGUCCACACCUUGCCUUCUGGCUCCCAGCUCUUCCGUUACGCCACCGUGGUGUCCUCCUCCAAGACCAGCUCCUCCGACGCCGUCACCCUCCACCCCUCCUCCAGCCUGGCGCUGCUCAGCUCGGCAGCCAUGCAGGACAGUGGCAACCUGGCCAACGUGGCAACGGUGGUCAACCCCGUGGAACUGGUGGCCAUGGAGUCUGGGCUCACCUCCACCAUCCAAGCUGUGGAAGGCACCUCAGAGGAUGGACAAACCAUCAUAGAGAUUGACCCGGCGCCCGAUCCCGAAGCGGAGGCGGAGGAGCCGGAGGGGAAAGCUGUGAUCCUGGAGACAGAGCUGAGGACUGAGGACAAAGUGGUGGGAGAUGUGGAGGAUCAUCAGCACCAGGUCCAUAACGUGGAGAUUGUGGUCUUGGAGGACUAG